Molecule: messenger RNA, 963 nt
Organism: Fusarium subglutinans
Lineage: Eukaryota; Fungi; Ascomycota; Sordariomycetes; Hypocreales; Nectriaceae
Exons: 3
Coding region: 1-963 (320 amino acids)
Source: RefSeq, a predicted model, not a curated record
AUGCAGUCUUGGUCACAUCUCGGAGCUUCUGCGCUAAUGCUUGCAAGUAUGGUCUCGGGUCUCAGCAUGAGACUGGACGCCAAGGCUAGAAAGUCUUGCGAGUAUUCUGCGCCGUGGGAGACGCUUCCUGAACUUCCGCCUAUGCCCAAGGCCAACUUUGAGGGUACAGCACCAAUUGACGGCAUUGAUCUUUGGUAUGCGACAUACGGAAGACCGCUCGAGGAUACUAAGGCGAAAGGCCUUAGCCCUGUUGUUUUCCUCCGCGGUGGCUUUGCGAAUAGUGAUUACUGGGCCAACCAGAUCCAUCACUUCAAGGAUCACCCUUACACUUUAAUCACAAUCGAUUCUCGAGCUCAGGGUCGUUCGUCAGAUGAUACCAGCCGUCCUAUAACCUACGAUCUCAUGACUGAGGAUGUCAUUGGCUUGAUGAACCAUCUUGGAAUUGACAAGUUCUCAACAGUCGGUUGGUCUGACGGCGGAUGCAUUUCUUUCGACCUCGCCAUGAACUUUACUUCUCGUCUCGACCGUACCUUUGCAUUUGGUGGCACUUAUAGCUCCGCGAACAUAAAUUCGACAAUUGGAGAGAAUCCUGUGUUCACGGAGUAUCUGGAGAGAGCUGAGAAGGAGUGGAAGAAAAACACGCCAUCCAAGGGUUCGUACAAAGACUUUUCGGAUAGAAUGAACACGAUGUGGGCAACCCUGCCGGCCUGGGACGCGAAGUCCUUUGCCACGAUUCCUACACGGUACUCUGACCCUAAUGCUCCCAUCGUGUGGAUUGUCGAUGGUGACUCUGAGGAGGCUGUCAAUCGCACCACUCCCGGUGAGCUUCAUAGCUGGAUAUGGGGUUCUGACCUCGUAAUUCUGCCCGGAGUCAGCCACUUUGCUUUCAUGCAAGACCCAAAGACCUUCAACGCCAUGCUUGAGCGCUUCCUCGAGAUGCCUCGUUUCUCAGGCGAGCUGUAG